AUGGUCGCGGAAGUGGCGUGCGACUUAGCGUCGCACGCGCAGGCUUUGCGCGACGCGUUGGCGCAGUCGCAGAGCAACAAUGAUCGCCUGGCGGACAUCCUAGGGUCGUUCGACCAGCGGCUCUCGGCCUUAGACACGGCCAUGCGACCGACCCAGGAGCGAUGCCAUCCGUGGUGGGCCAGGAGUUUCUUCAGCCCCUGGAUGUCAGUCCCUGGGAGUCAGCUCAUGAAGGGCCGCACGCACACGGGAGGAGCUAACGGAGGAGAGCUUCAACUCGUCUUUCCGCGUUGCAUUCCCCUCGACCUGCACCAGCUCAACCUUCUCCACCCCUCGCAACCCCUCUCCACUCCACCCGUCUCCCCCCCCCGCACACCAUGGCAGGGUCGCACGUACACGGUGGAGGAGCUGACGGAGGAGAGCUUCAAGGGCGUCGACAUUGCUCUCUUCAGCGCUGGCGGCUCCAUCAGCAAGAAGUUUGGGCCGGCGGCGGUGGCGGAGGGAACGAUCGUGGUGGAUAACAGCUCCUCGUUCCGCAUGACGGACGGCGUGCCGCUCGUCGUUCCCGAGGUGAACCCCGAUGCCAUGGCGCACAUCAAGCUGGGCGGCGGCGGUGCCAUCAUCGCGAACCCCAACUGCUCCACCAUCAUCUGCCUCGUCGCCGUCACUCCCAUCCACCGCCGCGCCAAGGUGAAGCGCAUGGUGGUCUCAACGUACCAGGCCGCCAGUGGCGCGGGCGCAGCAGCCAUGGCGGAGCUCGAGCUGCAGACCAAGGAGUACGCGUUCAACCUGUUCUCGCACAACUCGCCCAUGACGGCCAAUGGGUACAACGAGGAGGAGAUGAAGAUGGUCAAGGAGAUGCGCAAGAUCUGGAGCGACCCCUCAGUGGCCGUCACAGCCACGUGCAUCCGAGUGCCGGUCAUGCGUGCCCAUGCAGAGAGCAUCAACCUCACUCUCGAGGAGCCGCUGUCUGAGAUAUCCCAUGCAGGCAUCAUCAGCCUCACGUUCGAGGUUCCAUUGUCAGAGGUGGAGGCGAAGGAGAUUCUGAGCGGUGCAGAGGGGUUGUACCUCAUUGAUGACCGCGACACCAACACCUUCCCCACGCCACUUGAUGUGUCCAACAAGAAUGACGUGGCGGUGGGCCGCAUUCGGCAGGACAUCUCACAACCAGACAACAAGGGGCUGGACCUGUUUGUGUGUGGCGACCAGAUCCGCAAGGGAGCAGCACUCAACGCCGUGCAGAUUGCCGAGCUGCUUGUCAAGAAGGCCGGCGCUGCAUGA
Molecule: messenger RNA, 1278 nt
Organism: Closterium sp. Naga37s-1
Lineage: Eukaryota; Viridiplantae; Streptophyta; Zygnematophyceae; Desmidiales; Closteriaceae
Source: the annotation of a GenBank genome assembly